UCAGUUCUAUUGUUUAGCGUCGUUCGCGUCUCUCUGUGGUACGCAAAUUAAAUAACAAUUGCAGAGCAAAUUAAAAAAUACAAAGACGUAAAUUCAACUUUUGUGUGUGAAACUACACUUUAUUUUUUAUUUAAUAAUCAACAACCAGCAUUUAAGCACUGUAAACAGCUACGAUGUCCGAGUGCGCCAGCGAAGUAGCCGAACCGCAGACAGAUCAUCAUGUGCACUUUGAUGCGACGACCCUAAAGACUGACGACUUCGGCUCCGACAGCUGUGUGACGUAUCAGCGAUCGGGCGAUACGAUUGUCGUGAGCCUGGGCUUUCUGCAGAUCAAUCAUCGAUAUCUGAUCGAUCUCAAUUUGCCAGUGACGCUGUUUGAGAACACGGGAGCACCGGGCACCAAGUUCGUGCCGGUUGUGAGCGCCACACCGAAUCUGCACUGCAAGAUCACCGAAUUUACGGGCACCAAGCACGACGAGCACGAUUUCUAUGAGAUGAAGAUCGAGUUCUUUGCCUACAAGGAGAAGCUGCUGCGCGAGGUCCUGCACAUUGUCAACUCGAACAAUGCCAAGGAGGUGCUGCAGCUGGUGAUUGCGGCGCGUGUACUGGGCAAGGGCAAGGGCACGCCCAUGCUGCGUACGGGCAUCCAUUGCAUAGGCGUCGAGCGGGACGACGAUGACUCAGAAUCAUCCGAUUUUGCGGGCUUCGAUAAGCCCUAAGCCAAUUGAUCCCACACUAAACUGGCUUUUAGUUUCUGGUUUCUUAGUUAUGUGCAGUUAUUUGCAUAGUAUUUAAGUCGACAACAAAAUAUAUAGAAAACAUAAUCAUAAUAAUGUUAAUUUAUAAACCAUGUACGCGCAUGUUUCGUGUAAACAAUUGCAAUUGCAAUUGUUGUUUCCAAAAAUUGUAUGCCCCCCUUUCUUGUCCAAAUAUUUGUCAACAUAUCUGUGCAUUAAUCUCCCAAUAUUGAUUGACACAACAUGUUUAUGCAACGAAUUGUCAAUUGAGUCGUUCUGACAGCUUGUUCGCUGUCCUUUGUAUUAGAAUUUACACUUGCCUCUGACAUGCUAUGUACUUAUAGAAUAUCUGAAUUGGACAAAUGUCUGAAACGCAUACCAAAUGCAACAAAUUAACAUAUUUGCUCGAUAGUCGCAGCUAAAAUGUGCAACAAAUGUAACGCAUUAAGCGAAUUCUAAUUGAAGUAAUGGAAACUGUUUUCCCUUACAAUUUUCUAAUGAUAUAUUUUAACUCUUUACAUCUGUGAAGGAAAGCUCUUUGAAAUUCUAAACUCUAUGCGUUCAUUGUCUAUGUUUUAAGAGCUCGGACUACUUACACACAUAU
This is a messenger RNA of Drosophila arizonae, 1341 nucleotides long. RefSeq names its product adipose-secreted signaling protein. Lineage: Eukaryota; Metazoa; Arthropoda; Insecta; Diptera; Drosophilidae. The record is from RefSeq and is a predicted model, not a curated record.